This is a messenger RNA of Aspergillus welwitschiae, 1182 nucleotides long. Its product is annotated as wax synthase family protein. NCBI's taxonomy places the organism in Eukaryota, Fungi, Ascomycota, Eurotiomycetes, Eurotiales, Aspergillaceae. The record is from RefSeq and is a predicted model, not a curated record. The coding region runs from base 1 to 1182 and encodes 393 amino acids. Gene Ontology annotation, biological process: lipid metabolic process. The transcript is spliced from 2 exons.
AUGUCUUUGAAUCCCCUCUCAUCAAUUGCUCUACAAACUGCCGUGGUGGUGACCACGCUCGGCUUUACCCCGGCUCAGUCAAGCCUGAGGCCUGGUGCAUUGGUAAUCGUUGCACUAUGUACUGGCCACUGUAUCUCCACCGCAUUGGAAUACUUCAUUCGAACACCAUGGGCCAGCCUCGCAGGCGGCUAUUCGGUCAUGUUACUGCUUCACUAUAUUGACAUUGGCUUGUUGACGCGGUGGGAAUUUGUCGACCCCUCACAAGCGAAAUCGCCGGAGACGCUAAAUCCAACCUGGGCCCGGCUGCGGUUUGGCGUCUGGGCGGCCUUCAACGCGCGAUGCAUUGGGACGCCUGAACAGGUACACAACGUCCCUGAGGCCGUAACCCGCGACCGAACCGCAUUUCUCUGUCGAUCUGUGGGGAUUAUUCUCCUCAGUUAUCUGGGCCUUGAUGUGCUCGGGUCAAUGGGUGAUCCUGAGGUAGGAUCUCGCUUCCUCAUUGCAUCUCGUGUGCCAUUCUUUCGGAGACUCUCCGAAAUCACUGCAGAAGAGAUCAUCAUUCGAAUCUGUUCUGGCAUUGCAGCUGGUAUAGGUCUGUUGGCCAGUCAGGGAGGCUUCUAUUACCUCUUUGCAUUCACCAGCGUUCUUCUGAGGUGGAGCAAGCCGCAGGACUGGCCUCCUUUCUAUGGAGACUUGUCGGACGCGUAUAGCCUGCGAAGACUUUGGAGUCGCGUGUGGCACCAAUCCAAUUCCCAUAAAUUCCGUGCAAUCUCUCGCUUUUUCGCUCGUGAUGUCUUUCGCUUCCAACCAGGGACUCUCGCCGACCGAUAUGCCAAAGUUGUGAUGGUGUUUGCAACCUCAGCAUUCAUGCACUUUCUCAUUGACCUGUCGUCGGGGCUAUCGUCCUCUAGCUCUGGGGCUAUGCAGUUCUUCUGCACGCAGGCCCUCGGAUUAAUGAUGGAGGAUUUUGCUGUCAAUGCUUACUUUGUUCUACGUGGCGGGCCGUCCCGCAAUUGGAAAGCUUCUCGCGGCGAACGGUUGAUCGGAUAUCUUUGGGUUGGUGGCUUUUUGGUCUGGUCGUUUCCUGCAUAUCUUUAUCCGAUGUUGUAUCGCUCUAACGCGGGUCUUAAUGACUCGGCGGUCCCGGUGAGCGUUGUCGGGAUGCUGCAAGGCAGUUCUUGA